UAAGGUUGAAAUAAACCCAGCAACAACAUAAAUGAAAGUAUUUUUUCAUCCUUAAAUAUAAAAGGCAACUAUUUAACAAUUCCUACCUUCAAUCUCUGUACUUACAAUGUUGUGUUUAAAGGCUGUCUUAGUGUAACUUUCAACAAGGGACCUCACCUCCCAUCCUCCAGCACCUCCUCACCAUGUGUUCAAAAAACCUUAAAAAAAAAACCCCAAUUUUCUCUCAGAUAAAUACAACAGUGAUACACAAUCUUAGUUAUUUAAACCAAAAAGAAGUUCAAAAUAUGACUGUGCCCGUCCACAAACAGCAAACCAAAGCUUCAUUUUGUGUGUUAAAGUGGGUUAAGGUGCGAACAUGUUCCAAGGAUAGAGGGUGGAUCUGAUUUCCCCUGGUCAUCGCUGCCAUGCCGGAGUUCACCAGCUGUCCCAAACAGUCAGGCUGACAGAGCAGCCCUCAGCAUGGCACGCGCAUAAACACUUCCACAAACCAAACACAGUUGCACUCGCAAACAGAGACGCUCAAACUCCGAACUGGAAAUCACCGCCAAAACACUCUGAAACGGGACUAUAAUUCCGACCAAAUCGGAGGUGAGGCCUCGAGAUCUGGAAGAUCCAGAUCCACUGACCUACAAAGCUCCAGUCGCCACCAACAGGGAAGCCAAUUCACGCUGGCCUGAACAGGAGCACCCCUGCUGAAAUACUUCCACUAACAACAUGGACCAGGAGGAUGACAAAAACUCGGUGGAUAUUCAUGACAACCCGCCGGCUCCUGACAACGUAGUGCGGGAGGACGGAGACACAGUCUACUUCAUAUAUGAGGAGGAGGUGGAGGUGGAGGAGAAGGAACCAGAGCCUCCUCCUGAGCCCGUCGUGCUUGUUAAUGACAAACCCCACAAGUUCAAGGACCACUACUGCAAGAAACCGAAGUUCUGCGACGUCUGUGCGCGAAUGAUUGUCUUGAACAACAAAUUUGCAUUGAGGUGUAAAAAUUGUAAGACCAACAUCCACCACUCCUGUCAGUCCUACGUUGAAUUCCAGAAGUGUUUUGGUAAAAUACCACCUGGAUUUCGGCGGGCGUACAGCUCCCCUCUGUACGGCAGUGACCAACCAGAUCCGAAUAACCCAAACCGGAAUGACCCCGUCUUCGACACGCUGCGGGUCGGAGUCAUAAUGGCGAACAAGGAGCGCAAAAAGAACGAGAACGACAAGAAAAACAUGAUGAUGAUGAUGGAGGAGGAGGAAGAAGAGAAUCAGCAGCCCAAAGAGAAUGAGGAUGGGGGAGAAGGGAAGCCGGACGAUAAAAAGGAGAAAGGAGGGGAAAAGGCAGAUGACAAGAGCAAAGGAACCUUCUCCCAGUCCCACUACUACCUGGCCUUGUACCGCUUCAAAGCCAUAGAGAAGGAUGACCUCGACUUUCACCCCGGUGACCGGAUCACAGUUCUGGAUGACUCCAAUGAAGAGUGGUGGAGGGGAAAAAUGGGUGAGAAGACUGGCUACUUCCCCACAAACUACCUCAUCAAAGUGCGAGCAGCAGAGCGGGUUUUCAAGGUGACUCGCUCAUUUGUGGGGAACAGAGAGAUGGGACAAAUAACCCUGAAGAAAGAUCAGGUAACUCCACCCAAACUCACGCAUGAAAGCAGCCGCUGCAUACACGGCAACGUGCUUUGUAUUGCAGAUCGUGGUGAAGAAAGGAGACGAGAAAGGUGGCUAUCUGAAAGUCAGCACAGGGCGAAAGCUGGGCUAUUUUCCAGCUGACCUGCUGCAGGAGAUCACGGUGGUUUGAACAGAAGCGAUCGGCGAGCAGUAAAAAGCUGGAGCUCUUUGCCGAUUUCAUUUGUGCCUUUGACAGUGCUGCUGUCAGUGCAGAAGUUUUCCUAGAAAAGGGAAAUAAAUAGAAUGAAUAAAAGCAUCAAAUGUAGAAACAUAAAUAACACUGUAUAAGACAGUUGAACAAAAAAACCCCUGCCACAUAAUAAAGAAUGUUUUAUAGAAACGUUUAGUUUUAGCUUGUUCAUAUUUAUAUUUUAAAUAACAAAGGGUGCCAAAGCCAUCUACUUUUUACUGUGCAUUUCCCAAUGUAGGAAGUCGAAAUGAAUGAGACCAUAUGUUGCACUUAGAGAUUUUUUAUUUUUAUUUCAAAUGUCAUAGUUUAUUGUGUUGAGAUUUACGCUAUUUCACUCCCUAGAAACAUGUACAGAAUUUCCAUAAGCAGUCCGACUACAUAAGGAAGAUUUACUGCCACCUAGCGGUCAAAGUGCAGUAACCUUACAAUUAGAUUUUUGAGAUUUGAAAACUAAACUGCCGCAAAAAAAUAAAUGUUAAAAGGGAACAUUUAUCCACUCACUAUACUCAUCUUGAAAAUGUAAACGUUCCUACGUAACAAUUCAAUUUUGUAUAUACACAAUCACUAUGUAUUUUCAUUUCCCUCAAUAAAACUCAAAAAAUGCAAGCUCUACUUCAGCAUCACAAAGGUGUGUUGUACGUCCGGAAUAUUGAAAGUGACUUCAACAGCUUCUAUAUAUGG
Synchiropus splendidus (mandarinfish) is the source of this 2524-nucleotide messenger RNA. RefSeq names its product SH3 and cysteine-rich domain-containing protein 3-like. Gene Ontology annotation, molecular function: protein binding. The transcript has 12 exons. Lineage: Eukaryota; Metazoa; Chordata; Actinopteri; Syngnathiformes; Callionymidae. The coding region runs from base 715 to 1755 and encodes 346 amino acids. Gene Ontology annotation, cellular component: extrinsic component of cytoplasmic side of plasma membrane. The record is from RefSeq and is a predicted model, not a curated record. Gene Ontology annotation, biological process: positive regulation of protein localization to plasma membrane; skeletal muscle contraction; positive regulation of voltage-gated calcium channel activity.